AUGAAGAUGAAGAUCAGGUCAUUCUGCCAGAACAAGCAAAAGCUGAAGCUGAGGCUCAUGGACAGUAUGGCAGGCAAGAAGUCUGUGUGCUGUGGUUUUUCUGUUCUGGAGGUGACGCUGGGCAUCCUCUUCAUCCUCAUGACGGCUGUGAGUGUGUCACUGAUCACUCUGAUGGUUACCUGGAAAGAAGACACAGGUCCGGAGUCGACCCUUCCUCCCAGUCCGGAGUCGACCCUUCCUCCCAGUCCGGAGUCGACCCUUCCUCCCAGUCCGGAGCCUCAACACAAACCUUACCUGAUCGGAGUGGGCCGAGCUGACUGCACCGGGCCGCCGGCUGAAAUCCCUCUGAUGGGUUAUGCAAACCCUCAGCAGACGGCUGCAGGCAUACACACUCGCCUGUACAGCCGAGCCUUCAUUAUUGAUGACGGAAGGCGGAGAGUCGUGUUCGUCACCGCAGACGUAGGAAUGAUAUCACAGAGGCUGCGCCUGGAGGUUCUGCAGGCGUUGCAGGUGAAAUAUGGGAAUCAGUACCGUCAGGAUAACGUUGUUCUGAGCGGGACACACACACACUCUGGACCGGCUGGAUAUUUCCAGUACACACUGUUCAUGAUCACCAGCAAAGGUUACAUCAAAGCGUCCAUUGAGCCGCUGGUCGACGCCAUCGUCAAGAGUGUAGACAUAGCCCAUCGUAACAUGAAGCCAGGCCGGAUUUACAGGAACAGAGGAGAGCUGGACGACAGCAGCCUGAACAGAAGUCCUCACUCCUACCUGAAGAACCCCGAGGACGAGAGAGACAGGUACAAGCAGAACACAGACAAGCAGGUUUUGGUGCUGAAGUUCACUGAUCUGGACGGAGACGGGAUCGGUAUGCUCAGCUGGUUCGCCGUCCACGCCGUCAGCAUGAACUACACCAACCGCAUGGUGAGCAGCGACAACAUGGGCUACGCCUCCUACCUGAUGGAGCAGGACAAGAACCCCGGAGCUCUACCUGGACAGGGAGGCUUCGUUGCUGGUUUCUCCUCCAGUAACCUCGGUGAUGUCAGUCCGAACACCAGAGGACCUCACUGUGCGAACAGCGGACUGCCCUGUGACUACCUGAACAGCUCCUGUCCUGUCGGAGGGACUAAAAUGUGUCAGGCGUCCGGACCCGGUGACGACAUGUUUGACAGCACGAGAAUCAUCGGACACAACAUCUACAGGAAGGCUAAGGAGCUGUAUGCCGGCGCGGUGGAGGAGGUGACUGGUUUCCUUCACUCUGCUCAUCAGUGGGUCAACAUGACAGAUGUUACUGUUCAGAUCAACAGCACACACACGGUCAGCACUUGUAAACCAGCUCUGGGUCACAGCUUUGCAGCAGGAACGACAGACGGAGGAGGAGACCUCAACUUCACUCAGGGCGCCGUUGUAGGCGACCCAUUCUGGGACGGGAUCCGAGACGCUCUCCUGGGCGAGCCGUCCAAUCAGACGCAGGAAUGUCACCGACCCAAACCCAUCUUGUUCAGUACUGGAGAGAUGAACUGGCCUCUGCCCUGGCACCCUCAGGUUGUUGACGUUCAGAUCAUCACAAUCGGCUCCGUAGCUGUCAUCGCAGUUCCUGGAGAAAUGACCACCAUGUCAGGGAGGAGGUUAAGAGAAGCUGUCAAACAGGAGCUGGAGUCAGAGGGGAUGUUCAGGGACUCUGAGGUGGUGAUCGCUGGUCUGAGUAACGUGUACACACACUACAUCACCACCUAUGAGGAGUACCAGCUUCAGCGGUAUGAAGGAGCCUCCACCAUCUACGGUCCGCACACGCUCAGUGCUUACCUGCAGAAGUACCGAGGUCUGGCCAGAGCCAUCGCACAGGACAGAGUGUCGGAGCUUCCGGUCGGCCCUCCGCCUCCUUUCUUUCAGAAUAAUCUCUUCAAUCUGCUUCCUGCAGCGUCUGUUGACAGAAAACCAGCGAACAGAAGCUUUGGAGACAUCCUAAAGCAGGUUUACCCCAUCUACAGACAGGGUGAUGUUGUCUCCGUCACGUUUGUAGCAGGAAACCCCCGACACUCUGGAGACAUCAGAGAUAAGACUUUUGUUACCGUGGAGAUUUACGACAACAGAACAGACACCUGGGAAGUCGUCCACACUGAUGCAUCAUGGGAGACCAGGUUUCACUGGCUGAAGGGUGCGAACCGGCAGAGUAACGCGACGGUCGAGUGGCACAUUCCUCCGCUGACACCCAGCGGCUCCUACAGGAUCAAACACUUCGGACACUACAAGCAGAUGAAGGGCCUGCGACCCGUCAUCACGCCGUACGAAGGCACGUCAGACGUCUUCAGAGUCACCGCCAGCUUUUACUAUCAGUGACGUCACUCAUCCCCCUGAUCAUUGAGGUGCAGGAAUAUAAAGAUCCAUGACUUUUCAAGUGUUUUCAUGACCUGAAACAGUUUGUCCAGCUGAAAAUCAACUUUCAGUAUUCUGACAGAAAUUAAACGUUUGGUUUUAAGGCAAAACAUUUAAAACUUAAAUCUCAUUAUCAAUUCUACACCCAAAAGAGCAUCAGGGUCACACGAAAGACUGAUUUAAUAAUCCACUAUAUCUCAAACAAAGAAAGAAUUAUGGGAUUGAAUUCAGAAUUAAAAAAAAAAAAGUCUGAGAAAAAACCAAGAAAUGUUUUUUCUAACAUGGCAUUUAUCCUCAUCUGUGCCUCCAAAAAAUGUUUGAGUUUCCAGUAAUGUGUCUGAAUUUAUUUGAGAAAACAAACCAGGAAGAAAUAUUGUGUCUUAUGAGUGAGUAGAAAUAACCUUUGAGAUUAUUCCCGCUGUCUAUGAAGAGGUUUGAUGUUACUCAUUAUUGUAUUUAAUUAUGUACAGAACUACACAGAUGAAAUGUAUUACUUAAUGAUACUUAAUUUAAUUACUUAAUUAUAUAAUUUAAUUCACAAUUUCUGUUGAAUUCAAUUCAAAUCCAAUUAUUCACCAGAAUAUAUUUUAUAUUUGAUCAUAAGUGUAAUAUGCCAUCAAUAAUCAAUAGAUGUAAGAUAUAUAGAUAUAUAUAUAAUGUGUGUAUGAGAAAACAAAA
Thunnus maccoyii (southern bluefin tuna) is the source of this 3051-nucleotide messenger RNA. RefSeq names its product N-acylsphingosine amidohydrolase 2 (gene asah2). The transcript has 23 exons. The coding region runs from base 1 to 2337 and encodes 778 amino acids. NCBI's taxonomy places the organism in Eukaryota, Metazoa, Chordata, Actinopteri, Scombriformes, Scombridae. Gene Ontology annotation, biological process: long-chain fatty acid biosynthetic process; ceramide catabolic process; sphingosine biosynthetic process. The record is from RefSeq and is a predicted model, not a curated record. Gene Ontology annotation, cellular component: extracellular region. Gene Ontology annotation, molecular function: N-acylsphingosine amidohydrolase activity.